This is a messenger RNA of Ambispora gerdemannii, 369 nucleotides long. Lineage: Eukaryota; Fungi; Glomeromycota; Glomeromycetes; Archaeosporales; Ambisporaceae. The record is from the annotation of a GenBank genome assembly.
AUGCGUAUACAUUAUAGUAUCAUAUUAGAAAUCAUCCCGCAACAUAAAGAUUUCUUGAGAGAUCCGAUGUAUUCUACUUAUUUAGAGUUUAAAAAGUUGCCGGCUGUUUUAGAUGAAGCCGAUCAAUUAACCUCUUUGAUCACGCAACGAGAUAGUGAGAAUAGUAAUGAUUAUUACGAUUAUUCUCUUCCCAAAUCAUCAUCGACUGAAAAUAACAAUGACAACCAUAACAACAAUAACGACAAUGCCAAUAUGUCAUUGUAUCCGUGCCUCAGCUCGCAACAACCAAACAACAAUCUAAUUGUCAGGUUUCUACCACAUAAUCGUCAUCAAAUACUUCAACACAAAAAAAUGUUGAUUCCUUCUUAA